This is a messenger RNA of Diabrotica balteata, 416 nucleotides long. The record is from the annotation of a GenBank genome assembly. NCBI's taxonomy places the organism in Eukaryota, Metazoa, Arthropoda, Insecta, Coleoptera, Chrysomelidae.
CAAUCCCUAAACAAAUUCGCGGGAUAUACAAAAGCAUUUUAAAUAUUUUUAAACAUAUUUUAAAACAGUUAAAUAGUUUUAAUAACAUUUUGAUAUGGCUGAAGAGGAAAAAAAGAAGGAAGACGAUUCAAAAAAAGUCAUUCACACCUAUCCACUCGUAAGGCAUUCUGAUAUGCCGGAAGAACAACGUAUUGAAUCAGUGGAAUUGGUUGUUACUGCAUGUGAAAAACAUUCAUCAAAUAAUGAGGCAGCUGCAAAAAUGAUAAAAGAAGAGAUGGAUAAGAAACUCGGUCCUCCAUUUCAUGUGGUUGUUGGGGAAGGUUUUGGGUUUGAAAUAUCUUAUGAAUGUUCCAACUUACUGUAUAUGUUUUUUGCCGGUACUUUAGCCAUUGUUAUAUGGAAGUGCUAGUAUUGAG